CGAUUCGUUCACAUCAGCCACUGCAGCCGGAGCCAAACCCCCGCCGCCCGUGCAGACGAUGGAGACGCGGAUCUGAUCUCAUCGGGUGUACCGACAAACAUGCUGCUCGAUCAAACCCGCUUUCCCCGCAAAAUCACCGACUUGAUUGAUAUGUGAACUGAAUCAGGCCACUGUCAGAUCCAGCAGAAGUCGCGGUCAUGUACUCUGAGUGGCGCUCUUUACACCUGGUGGUCCAAAGCGAUCAGGGGCACCUGAGCGUCUUACACACUUACCCAGCCAGCGUGGGUCGAGACGUGGCAAACGCUGUGGUGCGGCCCCUGGGAAACAGCCUCGGAGGAGCGCCGUCUGAGUGCCUCCUCAAGACUGACAAGGAGGUGAAAUGGACCAUGGAGGUGCUGUGUUACGGCCUGACGCUCCCGCUGGAUGGAGACACGGUUAAGUUGUGUGUGGAUGUCUACACUGACUGGAUAAUGGCCCUGGUGUCUCCACGAGACUCUAUACCCCAGCCCAUCAUCAAAGAGCCCAACCUCUACGUCCAAACCAUCCUCAAACACUUGCACAACCUUUUCCUGCCCAGACCAGAGCACUUCAGCCUGGUGCACUUUAAAUUGUGUCAGCAAGUGCUGUCUGCCGUGCAGAAGUUGGCACGUGACUCGAACGGCAUGGCCAGAGAGACCUGGGAGGUGCUGCUGCUCUUCCUGCUGCGCAUCAAUGACACGCUACUGGCCCCGCCCACUGUGGGAGGUGGAAUAGCAGAGAAGCUGGCAGAGAAGUUGAUCAGCGUGCUGUUUGAGGUUUGGUUCCUGGCCUGCACUCGAUGCUUCCCCACGCCGCCCUACUGGAAGACGGCCCGAGAGAUGCUGGCCAACUGGAGACAUCACCCUCCGGUGGUGGAGCAGUGGAGUAAAGUCAUCGCUGCUCUCACUUCCAGGUACUGCAGGCCUGCAUCAUCGCUGCAGCUUUAUUUCUGUUCUUUUAUUUAUAGUUUAUUUAACCGGGACAAUACAGAAUAUCAUUUCUGCACAAUAUUGAGCAGUAACCCCGUGGACCUGAGCAAUCCCGUCAUACACCCCUGCCUCAAACAGCUGCCUCAGAUCUUCUUCAGAGCAAUGAGGGGCGUCAGCUGCCUCGUGGACGCUUUCCUCGGUAUUUCCCGCCCCAGGUCAGACAGUGCUCCGCCCACACCUGUCAAUCGGCUCAGUAUGCCGACGCCCCCAACGACAACCAACACUACACCCCCUCACAACCGCAGGCACCGCCCCACCGCUGUUGUCAAGACAACCAGCAAAACCUCAACGACUGGUCAGACCAAAGUGUCGCACCAGACAUCAUCCACAUCCCCGCUCUCCAGCCCAAACCAGACGAGCUCCGAGCCGCGGCCACUUCCGGCCCCAACCCGGCCGAAGGUCAACAGCGUGCUCAAUCUGUUUGGCCAGUGGCUGUUUGACGCUGCGCUGGUCCACUGUAAACUCCACUCCGGCCUGAGCAGAGACAGCAGCAUGACCGCCAUAGCAACUCAAGCUGGAGUUGAACUGAGACGUAAAGGCUCUCAGAUGUCCACGGACACCAUGGUGUCCAACCCAAUGUUCGACGCCAAUGACUUUCCUGAUAAUUACGAGUCGGGGCGAGCCGAAGCGUGUGGGACGCUGUGCAGGAUCUUCUGCAGUAAGAAGACUGGAGAGGACAUUCUUCCAGUGUACCUGUCCAGGUUCUACAUGGUCCUCAUCCAGGGUCUUCAGAUAUCGGACUUCAUCUGCAGGCCGGUUUUAGCCAGCAUCAUCCUCAACUCUUCGGCUCUGUUCUGCUCCGAUCUCAAAGGGAUCAAUGUUGUGGUUCCUUACUUCAUAUCUGCGCUGGAGACCAUCCUACCGGAUCGAGAGUUGUCUAAGUUUAAGUCGUACGUGAACCCCACUGAGCUGAGAAGAGCUUCCAUCCAUAUCCUGCUGUCCAUGCUUCCUCUUCCUCACCACUUUGGCAACGUCAAAUCAGAGGUUCUGUUGGAGGGGAAAUUCAGCAAUGAUGACAACUCUCUUCAUGACAAGGCGGUCACCUUCCUCUCCCUGAAGCUGCGAUUGGUCAAUAUUUUGAUUGGCGCCCUGCAAACAGAGACAGACUCGAUCAAUACACAGAUGAUACUAGCGGCGAUGCUGAAUAUCGUCCAGGAUUCGGCUCUGUUGGAGUCUGUUGGUGCUCAAGCUGAAGUGGGCAGCGUGGACGGAAGCCAUUCUCUGGCUAAGAGCCACAGUCGUAAUAACAGCGGCAUCAGCAACGCUAGCGCAGGCAGCUCCGAGGCUACGACUCCAGACAGCGAACGCCCCGCGCAGGCCCUGAUGAGGGACUACGACACAGCGGCUGGGCUGCUGAUCCGCAGCAUCCACCUGCUCACCCAGAGACUCAACUCUCAGUGGAGACUCGACAUGAGCAUCUCACUGGCUGCCCUCGAGCUGCUGGCUGGCCUCGCCAAGGUGAAGGUGAGCGUGGAGUCGUCGGAUCGUAAGCGUGCCGUCAGCUCCGUGUGCAGUUAUAUCGUGUAUCAGUGCAGUCGUCCGGCUCCGCUUCACUCCAGAGAUCUGCACUCCAUGAUCGUCGCUGCUUUCCACUGCCUGUGCGUCUGGCUCACAGAGCACCCCGACAUGCUCAAUGAGAAGGAUUGUCUGAUCGAGGUGUUGGAAAUUGUCGAGCUCGGCAUCUCGGGCAGUAAGUCCAAAACCGGCGAACAGGAAGUGAAGUACAAAGGUGACAAAGAGCACAACCCGGCGUCGAUGAGGGUCAAAGAAGCUGCUGAGGCCACGUUAUCCUGUAUAAUGCAGGUGUUGGGUGCGUUCCCGUCUCCCAGCGGCCCCGCGUCGCCCUGCAGUCUGCUGAAUGAAGACACGCUGAUCAAAUACUCCCGACUCACUUCCACAUCCCACAGCAACUUCAGAUACUUCGUUCUGGAUAACUCCGUCAUUCUGGCCAUGCUGGAGCAGCCGCUGGGAAACGAGCAGAACCCCUGUCCGUCAGUCACCAUGUUAAUCAGAGGCAUGUCCGGUCGACACGCGUGGACAAUGCAGCUCUUCCAUCAGCCUCGAGGAGCAAGAGCCAAUCAGAAGCAAGUGUUUGUUCCUGAAAACCGACCGGCUCCCAAGAACGAUGUAGGGAUUCGGUUUAACGUCAAGCACAGGCCGUUCCCGGAGGAAGUGGAUAAGAUUCCGUUCGUGAAAGCCGACCUGAGCAUCCCGGAUCUCCAUGACAUUGUGGAUAAGGAGUUGGAGCAGCAGCACGAUAAGCUGCGAGCCGUGAUGGGAAAGCAGAUCGAUUACGAGACGAAACUGGAGCACUGUACGGAGGAGUUAUGGAGGAACAAACCCUUCCCAGACCCGCUGACAGACUGUAAACCGCCGGCUCCCGCUCAAGAGUUUCAGACGGCCCGCCUCUUCCUGUCGCACUUCGGCUUCCUGUCACUAGAGGCGCUCAAGGAGCCUGGAAACAGUCGACUGCCUCCUCAUCUCAUCGCUCUGGACUCGUCUGUGCCGGGCUUUUUCGACGACGUCGGCUACCUGGACCUGUUGCCGUCCCGGCCGUGUGACACCGUGUUUAUCUUCUACAUGAAAGCUGGACAGAAGAGCAGCCAAGAGAUCUUGAGGAACGUGGAGUCGUCUGCAAACGUACAGCCACACUUUCUAGAGCUGCUGCUGUCUCUGGGAUGGCCGGUGGAGGUCAGAGGUCAUCCGGGAUGGACAGGGAGUGUGUUCACCAGCUGGACCAUCAACACAUCCAGUGGCGCUGAGACACCAGAUGAUUCAGAGACUCUGGGCGACACUGGCGGCGGUGUGUUUAACGGAGAGAAGCGGGUGCUCUAUUACGCAGACGCUCUGACAGAAAUCGCCUUUGUCGUGCCGUCCCUCGGCGACUCGUCCGCCGAGUCAUCAGAGCACAGCUUCCCGACGGCAGACUCGGACUCUCAGUUGGAGCUGUUACCCAGUUUACUGAAGCAGCCCAACCUGACGCUGGAGCUCUUCCCCAACCACUCCGACAACAUGGGACCCGCACAACGAUCCCCGACAGUGAAAAGCAGGAAGUUGCCGUCUGGCAGGACGAUACCACCGUUAGGACCGGACACCAAAGUGUUGGUCGUGUGGGUUGAGCGAUACGAUGACAUAGAGAACUUUCCCGUGUCGGAGUUACUGGCGGAGACGAGCACCGGCGUGGAGACGGCCGUCAACAGCAGCACUUCCAGGUCCAGCUCCUCAGAGAAGGACUUUCCCAUAAUAUUCAUCCAUCCGCUGAAGACCGGCCUGUUUCGGAUCAAACUGCACGGCGCAAUGGGCAAAUUCAACAUGGUCAUUCCUCUGGUGGACAACAUGGUGGUCAGCAGGAGAUCACUGGGAUUCCUGGUGCGUCAGACUGUAAUAAACGCGUGUCGGAGGAAGCGUCUCGAGAGCGACUCUUACAGCCCGCCACACGUGCGGCGGAAACAGAAAAUCGCAGAAAUCGUGAACCGUUAUCGUAACAAACAGCUAGAGCCCGAGUUUUACACCUCGCUCUUCCAGGAGGUCGGUGAGACGAGCCUCAACCCGUAAACGAACACGCAGACUAACGCAAACCAAGGUGGAUUUCAACCGCACCGUGGAGUUGGUUUUGGAUGAAUUACUUUUUUUUUUAAAUGUCGAUUUGGCCAAAUACUCGCUCAACUCAACCUGAACACUAUCAGUGCCCACCUGACAGGAUGAUUAUCAUCCAGAUCUAAAAACUGAGCAUUUAUGUCUCCUUUGAAUCUC
Messenger RNA from Sinocyclocheilus grahami, 4760 nucleotides. Its product is annotated as Ral GTPase activating protein non-catalytic subunit beta. Gene Ontology annotation, molecular function: GTPase activator activity. Gene Ontology annotation, biological process: activation of GTPase activity; regulation of small GTPase mediated signal transduction. NCBI's taxonomy places the organism in Eukaryota, Metazoa, Chordata, Actinopteri, Cypriniformes, Cyprinidae. The record is from RefSeq and is a predicted model, not a curated record. The coding region runs from base 198 to 4562 and encodes 1454 amino acids. The transcript is spliced from 30 exons.